Messenger RNA from Musca domestica (house fly), 1188 nucleotides. Its product is annotated as trichohyalin-like. The transcript is spliced from 2 exons. NCBI's taxonomy places the organism in Eukaryota, Metazoa, Arthropoda, Insecta, Diptera, Muscidae. The record is from RefSeq and is a predicted model, not a curated record. Bases 1 to 1188 code for a protein of 395 amino acids.
AUGCCUAAACUACGUAAACAAUCGGCACUACAACGUCAACGAAUUAUGAGGCAACAUCUUCACAGUUACCGUGAACGGAAUUUAAAUGACGAUCGGCUCAGAAACUCUCAACAGUUAGCAACAAGGAGACAGGAUCCUGAAUAUAGAGAAAAUGAGCGAGAAAGGGAUAGAGCAGCACAUUCAACUCGGCGCCAAGCAGUAAACUAUAGAUCUGCGGAACAAGAACGGGAUAUUUUGGCACACUCUAUUCUCCGAAUGAAUUCCAGUUAUCGAGCAACUGAACAGGCGCGCGAUGCUUUGGCUCACGCUAAUCGAAGAAUGGAUCCAACGUAUAGGGAAGAAGAACAACAGAGGGACACAUUGGCCCAUUCAGUUCGAAGGAUGGAUCCGACGUACAGGGAGGAGGAACAACAAAGGGACACGGUAGCCCACUCAAUGCGAAGAAGGGAUCCGACGUAUCGCGAAGAAGAGCAAGAGAGGAAUACACUUGCACACUCUAUCCAUCGGAUGAAUGCGACAUUUCGGGAAGGAGAACAAGAGAGGGAUACUGUGGCUCGAUCUGUUCGGAGAAUGGAUCCAACAUACCGGGAGGAGGAACAACAGAGGGACACUUUGGUCCACUCUAUUAGGAGAAUGGAUCCAACUUACCGGGAGAAGGAACAACAGAGGGACACUUUGGCCCACUCUAUUCGGAGAAUGGAUCCAACAUACCGCGAGGAGGAACAACAGAUGAACACUUUGGCCCACUCUAUUAGGAGAAUGGAUCCAAGUUACCGGGAGGAGGAACAACAGAGGGACACUUUGGCCCACUCUAUUAGGAGAAUGGAUCCAACUUACCGGGAGGAGGAACAACAGAGGGACACUUUGGUCCAUUCUAUUCGAAGAAUGGAUCCGGCGUAUCGUGAAGAGGAACGAGAAAGGGACUCUUUGGCAAGAUCUAUUCGGCGACAAAAUGAAGAAUACCGCCAAGUCGAAAGAGAGAGAGACACAGCAAUGCACCGAGUACGUCGAAGAAAUCCAGUUUUCCGUAUUAUGGAACAAGAGCGGAACACUUCAGCUCGUCGUGUCACCAGACAAAGAAAAUAUAAACAUGAGACAAGCUCUGAGAAGUUCAGCAAGGAGAAGAAAUUUGUCGCCGGAAUCGAGGUCACAACUACAAAUUCAAGAUACUUUGAGGUGCAGAGCUAG